GUAUCUGCUGUAUGAAUGGGAUUUUCUGCAUGGUUUCGAUUGCUUCAGGCUCAAACGAAACAAAAUGGGGUGUGAACAAAAUGCCCAUCGGACUUAUGGAAAAUCGCUUUUCCAGACAAAGGAAUUUCAACAGUCAGCAAAAUUAAGCCAGCUGGGGUAAAUGUGACAUAUAAAAGGAAAUGUUAUAGUGUGGAUACCUGAACCUCUUCAUCUUCUCAAGCGUAAUGGUGGAUAACGAGCGAGUUCGCUUCCCUAAACUCAAGCCUGCCGAGCCACAAGGAACCCAUUUGUUAGCCGUCGAGCGACAAAAUGCCUCUUUCAAGCCGGAAGAGCUGUCAGUCUACAUGCAUGGCCAGCAAUACCUGGAUGCCCGAGAGUCUAUCCUGAACAUUUUACAAAAUGACCCUAUUCUGGGAGACAAAAGCCAAAGAUACUACCAAGGUCGAGACCAACGAUUUGAUCGGGCUAUGUUGAACGCAAAGCGAUAUGCAGAGUUGAUUCGACAGCACAACUGGAACGCCGACGAAGCACUGAUUGCAGACAUGUUGAUCGAUGAACCUAAUCAGUUCCGGUUACAUCGCAGUAUGUUCAUGCCAACCAUAGCCAACCAAGGAACAGAGGAACAAAAGGACUUCUUUUUACGGCCUGCAGAAAAGUAUCAGAUCAUCGGGUGCUAUGCACAGACAGAGCUUGGGCACGGAUCUAAUGUUCAAGGUCUUGAAACAACUGCAACAUAUGACCCUUCUACGCAGUCUUUCAUCCUCCACUCCCCAACUCUGACGGCAGCCAAAUGGUGGAUCGGUGGCCUCGGAAAGGCUGCUACCCACGCCUGUGUCAUGGCCCGUUUGAUCACUCAGGGUAAAGAUCAUGGCCCUCAUCCCUUUAUUGUUCAAGUCCGAAGCCUCGAGGAUCAUCGUCCAAGGAACGGAGUAACAGUUGGAGACAUUGGUCCCAAAUUUGGCUUCAAUACUGUCGACAAUGGAUUUGUUAUGUUUGAUAACUACAGAAUUCCCCACAUCAGCAUGCUCGCAAAGUUCUCUCAGGUAGUCAAAGCAACUGGCGAAUAUGUCAAACCACCCAAUGCUAAGCUUUCGUACGGUACAAUGGUCUUUGUCAGAGCUAACAUCGUGAUGGAGAGUCGAUACGUACUUGCAAGAGCAGCAACCAUUGCUGUCCGUUAUGCAGCUGUUCGGUCUCAAUUUGUGGAUGCUUCUAAUCCCAAGAAACUGGAAGGCACCAGCCGUACUGUAGAAACUCCUGUCAUUGAUUACAACAUGGUUCAGUACAGAUUAUUCCCAGUGAUUGCUCAAGCAUAUGCCUGUUUCUUCACUGGCAGAGAAAUGUAUAAGAUGUACAAUGAGAACCAGGAUCGUAUGGCACAAGGUGAUUAUUCAUUCCUGGCUGAUCUUCACGCUACUAGCUCUGGAUUGAAGAGUUUGACCACUACCAUCUCUUUGGCUGCUAUCGAACAAUGCCGUCGCGCUUGUGGCGGUCAUGGAUACUCCAUGUUCUCUGGCUUCGGUAACUUUUACCAAGACUAUCUUCCAAAAGUCACUUGGGAAGGCGAUAAUUAUAUUUUAACUCAGCAAACGGCACGUUACCUGGGUAAAACCUUCAGAUCCGUUGCAGCUAAUAAGGGUAACCAACAGCUUAAUACAUUCUCGGAAAGAUACAUCCAAGACUACCUGUCUAACAGUGGUGCUCGAUGCCCUGCCCAGUCGGCAGCUGACUUCCUCAAUCCCGAAAUUAUCUUGUCGGCAUACCGUUUUAGAGCCGCGCAAAUGAUUGAGACGUUUGUUCGCAAAACAGAUCAAGAAAAUAGAACUUUCAACUCCAUGCUGGUCUUGGUAUAUCAAAUCUCACGAGCACAUUGUCAGCUCUUCAUUGUGUCCAACUUUUUGGCCGCCGUCUUCCCUGGACCUACUCAAAAGGAACUUCCCAAGGAAGUGCUUAGUGUCCUGCGGACCAUGGCACUUUUGUACGCUCUUUAUACCAUGGAGGAGGAACUUGCGGAUUUCCUAUGCUCUCAAUACCUGUCAUCCGAUCAAGCCACGAUGAUAAAGGAGCAAGUAGUUCAGCUUUUAGGAAAAGUGCGACCCGAUGCUGUAGCUUUGGUCGACGCCUUUGGUCUCCCAGACUACCUACUGAAUUCUGCACUAGGCGACAGCAAAGGUGAAGUUUAUGAGAAAAUGACUGCCAUGGCGGAAAUGGAGCCGUUGAAUCAUAGAGCUGUUCACGAGAGUUAUGAGGAAAUUAUCAAACCUUUUGUUCACGCCGGAAAGCAUCUUUGGAAACGAGAUAGUAAUGGCAUUGCUAGAUUGUAAUAAUAUAUUAUUUCUUUUUUCUACCUCAUGUUUAUUUCUCUUACACUGUUAUGCUUUUGUUUUUUUUUGCCAAUACAUCCACUUUACAGUAUCAUAGA
Messenger RNA from Umbelopsis ramanniana AG, 2422 nucleotides. RefSeq lists its product as uncharacterized. Gene Ontology annotation, biological process: lipid homeostasis; fatty acid beta-oxidation using acyl-CoA oxidase. The transcript is spliced from 8 exons. Lineage: Eukaryota; Fungi; Mucoromycota; Umbelopsidomycetes; Umbelopsidales; Umbelopsidaceae. Gene Ontology annotation, molecular function: fatty acid binding; acyl-CoA oxidase activity; FAD binding. Bases 225 to 2324 code for a protein of 699 amino acids. The record is from RefSeq and is a predicted model, not a curated record. Gene Ontology annotation, cellular component: peroxisome.